AUGCAUAGAUGCCUUGUGGAUCCAAAUUCAAAACCAGAUAUUGUGUAUCAACCAUUUCUUCCAACAUACUUCAAUAUAAGUGGUAGAACACUAGGUAAUCUCACAACAGCAAAGAGGGAAGGAACUCUUGCAUUCUCACCUGAAAACCCUCUUACUAGAAAAGUUACUGAAGAUGCAAUGGCGAUGGUUGCGCUUGAUAAUCUCAAUGGUUUAUUGGCCCUACUCUUUGACACAAAGAUGCUGCCGCAGCCAAAAGGUUUUAAUAAUUCACAUGAUCUGGAAAAUGCUCUGACUCAACCAAAUGUUAUGAAUCAUAUUUUAGUAGGCAUACAGUUUGAUGACAGUAUGGCAAAUGCAACUAGUUGGCCUGAUGACAUUUCUGUAACAUUAAGGUUUCCUGCUGUAAUGAGAACUCCUAUGGUGGAACACCCAUUGAGAGCAAGCUAUUCACCAGAAAUGUUCCUAGCAGUGCAACAUGCAGUAUCUCAAGAAAUAAUAAAACAAAAAUCAGGAAAAUCUGUUAACACCAAAGUGUAUCUUCAACGUCUACCUCAGAUAGCAUACAGAAACGAUGACUUAUUGAUAGCUUUAGAAAGAUUUAUAUCUAUGAUAAUCAUGCUUUGUUUUGCAUAUACCUUUGUCAACACUGUUAGAGUUGUGACUCAGGAAAAGGAAUUGCAAUUAAAGGAAACUAUGACUGUUAUGGGGCUGCCUUCAUGGCUACACUGGGUUGCCUGGUUUAUUAAGCAAUUUUCAUUUCUUUUUAUAUCAGUAAUUCUUAUGGUAAUUCUAUUCAAGACCCCAUUCAACUCAACAGCAGCAGGCGAUAAAUAUGCUGUCCUAACAUUCACACCAUGGCCAGUACUGCUGUUUUUUAUGCUGCUGUUUGUGAUAUCUUCACUGGCUUUUUGUUUUAUGGUCAGUGUUUUCUUCUCAAGAGGUCUUGUACGAAGAUAUCAGUCUAACUACCAAACUACUGUUGAGUUUAAUAUCAAAUACGGCAAUGGGAUAUGCCUUCCAAAUGAUAAUCAUUUGCGAGGGCACCUCAAGAGGUCUGCAAUGGAGCGAAUUUUUCACAUCGAUAUCCUACCACGACCAAUUUCAACCCGGCCAUGUUGUCCUCAUGUUGAUAUUGGACACGAUACUCUACAUGCUGAUUGCGAUGUACGUGGAGAAGAUCAGGCCCGGCCUUUACGGGGUGCCAUUGCCUUGGUAUUUUCUAUUCACGAAGAGUUUUUGGUUCCCCAACAAGAAAAAACUGCCAGGAUAACUAAGACGGAUGGUGUCGAUAAAGAAUAUAACGAUGCUCUACUGCAAGUUGUUCACGACGAGGAACCGAAGGGAGCACCGAUGGGCAUCUGUAUAGAGAAUCUCACCAAAGUCUACAAAGGUCGAAAGAAAGCUGUCGACAACUUGAAUCUCAGAAUGUACGAGAAUGAAAUAACUGUGUUGCUAGGUCACAAUGGAGCCGGAAAGACGACGACAAUUUCUAUGCUCACAGGUAUGGUAACACCUUCGUCCGGUUCGGCCAUAAUAAACGGGUACAACAUUGUGACGGAGACAGAACUAGCACGGAAGUCCCUCGGCAUCUGUCCCCAGCACAACGUCCUGUUCCCCGACCUCACAGUGGCCGAGCACAUAAUAUUUUAUUCGCGCCUGAAAGGCGUCUCGAGGAAUAAGUUACAAAACGAGGUCGAUCACUUCGUCAAGUUGCUGGAGUUAGAAGAGAAGAAGGAUGUGGUGUCGAAGAACCUGUCGGGCGGCCAAAAGCGUCGGCUGUCGGUCGGGGUUGCAAUGUGCGGCUCAUCCCGUGUGGUGCUGCUCGAUGAACCCACCUCAGGUCUGGACCCGGCUGCGAGGAGGUCCUUGUGGGACUUACUACAGAAGGAGAAGAAAGGGCGCACGAUGAUAAUGACGACCCAUUUCAUGGACGAGGCGGACGUGCUCGGCGAUCGCAUCGCCAUUAUGUCUGGCGGGCGCCUGCAGUGUGUCGGCACACCGUACUUCCUGAAGAAGCACUACGGCAUCGGAUACAAGAUCACCAUAGUGAAGAGGGACGAUUGCAACGUAGACGAAGUGACCGCCUUCUUCAGGCGCCACGUGCACGACGUGAGGCAGAACACGAAUAUAGGCUCAGAGCUGACAUACAUCUUGCCCAAUGAGCAGGUCAGUCGGUUCCCGGAGAUGCUUAGGGAGUUCGAGGAGAGACGAGAGUCUAUGCACGUUUCUAGCUACGGACUGUCGGUGACCAGCCUCGAGGAGGUUUUCAUGAAAGCUGGUGUCGAAGACAACUCCGAAGUGUCCGCCGUCAAAAGGAACAAUUACGUCGGCGCGAACGAUUGUGCAGUAGUCCCUAUUGACUCUCAUCAAAACAACAUAGAAUUGAAAACGUUUUCAGGAAACGGCAGCAACGAGCCGAUACAGAAAGUCAGAGGGCUGCGUUUACUGAGGAACCACAUAAAAGCCAUGUUCUUGAAGCUCGUCUACAACACGAUGAGGAACAAACUCGCCGCCCUGAUACAGUUCGUGACGCCCAUAAUUAACAUCACCCUGUCUGUGAUAAUCGCGCGCUCGUGGAAGUUCAUAUCGCAGCUGCCGGCGUUAGAGCUGAGCCUUGAGAGCGGCUUUAAAGCGACGGAGACUUUAAUGUCGCGGGGUGCCAAUCUGACGGAGGGCAGUUUGGAGAACAAGGCGAUGCUAGCCUACAAGGACUACUUCAAGUCGUCCACCAACCCAGGAAUGACGAUCAACGACUUGGGGACGAUGAAUUUGGGAAAGUUCUAUAUGAAAUUGUCACAGUCAGAUCUAGCUCGGGUGCGGUAUGAGACACUGGUUGGCGCUACGUUCGCCCCGCACCGGAUAACCGGCUGGUUCAGCAACUACGGGUACCACGACUCUGCUAUCUCGCUCGCUCUCGUGAACAACGCCAUUAUGCGCGCUCUGUCGCCCGGCAGCUCGUUAAGAAUAAUCAAUCACCCGCUGCCGUAUUCCAUAGAAAACUUGGUUAGAGUGAUGGCGUCAAGUGGCAGUAUGGGAUUUCAGUUCGCGUUUAACAUUGGAUUUUGUAUGGCUUUUGUCACGUCCUUUCUUGUACUGUUUGUGGUGAAGGAGCGUGUCGGUGGCGCGAAGUUGCUGCAGCGCAUAUCUGGCGUGCGGCCCGCCGUGAUGUGGGGCGCCGCGCUGGUCUGGGACUGGCUGUGGCUGCUGAUGGUCUACCUGUGCAUCGUGCUCACACUCGCCUGCUUCCAGGAGAACACGCUCGCCACGCCCGAAGAGCUAGGGCGGGUGCUUUUAGUGUUGAUGGUGUUUUCUUUGGCGACCAUACCGAUGCACUAUUUGGCGUCUUUCUAUUUCGAGGCCGCUGCCACCGGUUUCUCGAAAAUGUGUUUCAUGAAUAUAUUCUGCGGAUGUAUGCCGUUCCUGAUAACCGAAGUGCUGAGGUUACCAGAAGUGGGCAGCCCAUACUACGCCCAUAUAUUCGAUUGGAUAUUCUCCCCGCUGCCAAUUUACUGCAUCAGUCGGAGUUUCAGGGACAUGAGCGUUGCUUCGUUCUCAAUGCUGGCGUGCGACAGCCUGUGCGAGCAAUUUGUCAACAUCGAUAACUGCACUCGCCACACGAUCUGCACACACCUCAACAUCUCGGUUUGUUGUAUUGAGGACGAUCCGUUCCUGAAAUGGAGCGAACCGGGCAUUGGUCGGUAUUUGUUUAUGAUGGCGCUAAUGGGAAUUAUCACGUUCACAACGCUUUUGGUCAAAGAGUACGAGAUUUUGAAUAAGAUAUUCUACAAAGAGACGUCGCACCGUCCGCCAGAAGUGGACCCCGGGGAGGACAGCGACGUCGCCGCCGAGCGCGCCUUCGUCCACGGCCUCACGAGGCAGCAAAUCGCACAGCAGAGUCUGGUCUGCAAGGACCUCACCAAGUACUACAAGGACUUCCUAGCCGUCAAUCGCCUCACGUUUGCGGUGCACCGCGGCGAGUGCUUCGGGCUGCUGGGCGUGAACGGCGCGGGCAAGACGAGCACCUUCCGCAUGCUGACCGGCGACGCGCGGCUCUCCUGCGGCGACGCGCACCUUCACGGCCUCGCGAUCAAGACGCAGCUGCAGCAGGUCUACCGCCACAUAGGAUACUGUCCCCAAUUCGAUGCAUUGCUCGACAAUUUGACGCCACGUGAGACCCUUAGAAUUUUCUGCCUGCUGCGCGGCAUUCCCGUGCAAGUGGGUUCCGCUAGGGCGCUGCAUCUCGCCGGUGUGCUCGGCUUUACGAAACACUACGAUAAAAAGGUGCACGAAUGCAGCGGCGGUACGAAAAGGAAAAUAAGCACAGCGCUGGCGCUGCUCGGCGAUUCACCGCUAGUGUUCCUCGACGAGCCCACCACAGGGAUGGACCCGGCCUCGAAGCGGCUGGUGUGGUCGUGCGUGAGCGAGGCGGCGGCGUCGGGCCGCAGCGUGGUGCUCACGUCGCACAGCAUGGAGGAGUGCGAGGCGCUCUGCUCGCGGCUCACCGUCAUGGUGAAUGGGCGGCUGCACUGCCUGGGGCCGCUGCAGCACCUCAAGACCAAGUUCUCCCAGGGUUAUACAUUAAUAGUUAAAGCAAAAUCUGGUCCAGAGAGAGACAAUAACAUUGUCAGUAUUAAUCAGCAUAUACUAGAUAAUUUCAAAGAGGCAAAGCUAAUUGAGACUUACUUAGGCAUCAGUACGUACUACUUAAAGGACGCCGAUUUGCCCUGGUGGCGUGUGUUCCACGUAAUGGAGGAGUCGCGUCAGGAACUCCCAAUCGAAGAUUAUUCCGUCUCGCAAACAACGCUAGAACAGGUUUUCCUCGGCUUUACCAGGAUGCAAGGUAAAGAAGAG
This is a messenger RNA of Iphiclides podalirius (scarce swallowtail), 4851 nucleotides long. The record is from the annotation of a GenBank genome assembly. Lineage: Eukaryota; Metazoa; Arthropoda; Insecta; Lepidoptera; Papilionidae.